GAGAGAAAGAGAGAGAGAGAGAGAGAGAAAGAGAGAGAGAGAAAGAGAGAGAGAGAGGGAGAGAGAGAGGGGUGGAGCAGCUGGAUCUGGAAGCAGAAAACUUCUCAACAAGCUCAGGCAGCUCCGAGACACACACACACACACACACACACAGAUAAUAGAAGAAUAGUGUGUGAGUGCAGACGGAGUGAGCAUGGGUGAAGACGAGGUGCAGGUGGAGAAGAGCAACAUGGAGAUGGAACAUGAGAGUCAGGAGCUGCUGGUGCCGUCUGACCCCCAGCCGUCUCAGAGCGACCCGUCUCACGGCGACCCGUCUCACCCUCUAGAGCUGGACGAGACCCACGAGGUGAACGCCAUCACGGUGCUGACGCUGCUGGACCAGCUGGUGAAGAUGCUGGACUCUGUGCAGGACAAACAGCAGCAGAUGGAGGAGUGGCAGCGUGUGAUGGAGGAGUCGGUCCGUCACAUCCAGAACGACAUGAACAAGCUGGUGAAGAGCAACAGUGUGACCACCAACAGCGUGAGCAAGCUCCUGGAGAAGAACCGCAAGAUCAGCGCCAUCAUGAAGGACGUGAGGGAGAAGAUGGAGAGACAGACGGUUCAGGUGAAGAAGCUGGAGGACAACCAUGAAUACCUGCUGCACAGGGACAACUUCAGAGUGCUCAUCUUUCAGGAUGAGAAUGAGAUUCCCUCCAGUGUGUUCGUAAAGGAUUCUCCUCAUGAUGCUGAAAACGAGUCCAUCUCUCCUGAUGCGAACCGCUCACAGGAAGAAGGGGAGCUCCACACCGUCCAGCUUUCCUCAGACGAAGAUCUUGAUGAAGAGCCAGAGGAUGAGGCAGAGUUAGAGGAAGCGAUGGAGUCUCUAGAGAGGUCUCGUACCGAGAAGCUCAAACGCUCCAGUCUGAAGAAGGUGGACAGUCUGAAGAAGGCCUUCUCUCGAGAGAACUUUGAGAAGAGGAUGAAUAAGAUAGUCUCUGUGGAGAAACGGGAGAAGAUCAAGAAGAGUCUAAGCCAAAAGAACAAGGGUGGAUCGUUUAAACUUUUCCACAUCAAGAAGAAACGAGAAGGAGGUGAGGAACAUGCUGAGCACGAGGCCUUCAGUGAGAUCCAUGCUGAGCUUGCUCCAGCUCAGGAGGAUGACGAAGAGCCUGAGGAGCUGGCUAAGGAGAAGAUGGGUAGGGCUAAGGAGAAAGAGGAAGUAGAAGAAGUGGAAAAAGAGGAAGUGGAAGUGGAAGUUGAGAAGGAGGAUGUGUCACUGGAUAAUGAUGCUGAGAACGAGCUGUCAAUCACAGAGGGUCUCAGGGCUGAGUACACACUCUCAGCCACACUGCCUCAGGAGAGCUCCCACAUAUCCCACAAUGCACUGCAUGGAGAGGAGGAGGAAGAGGAGGAGGAGCACAGAGAGAGAGAGGAAGAUGAUGAAGCUGAGGAGCAGAGAGUUGCUUUUGAGACAAGCUCUUAAAGCUUGUUCAUGUUCCUCCUGCGGACCUCAGGCUCGAUACGCAGGAACCAACGAUGAUGAUGAUGAUGAUGAUGAAUUAAGAUUCUCUACAUAGCAAGGUGAAAUUUCAACAACUUAACAUUUUAUUGAAUUCAAGAGUGAAAAAACCUGAAAGUUUAAACAUCAGCUCAGCUGAUGUCUCUAAAAUCCAAAAGUUUGAUGUUUUAACUGUAAAUGUUAAACUUUUUACUUACAAAGUGAGAGAAUGGUGAGAAAUGCUGUCUGUACGCCUGGACUGGGGCUCAGAUGUGAAGUAAAGGUCUUUAAAAAGUACACUACAGUAUUUCAGCCCAUCCGUCUAAUGUCUUUAAUCUUUGAUCUAUUUUUGUGUAACUCACUAAUUUUUACUGAAAUAUUAAACUUUAAUCUCUAUUUUUAUUUUAAAGUGACUAUAUAAACACUGUUGAUGCCAAAGAAAGUGAUGAUAAAGAAUAAGCGAGUUCACUUGCCUUGUUGCCUGCGCACCUCUUUCUAUAUGAUCCUACAAUAAAGAAAUAAAGAUUCUGAACUUUU
Messenger RNA from Clarias gariepinus (North African catfish), 2014 nucleotides. It is a transcript of the gene cavin2b, whose product is annotated as caveolae associated protein 2b. Gene Ontology annotation, cellular component: caveola; cytoplasm. The transcript is spliced from 2 exons. The coding region runs from base 194 to 1462 and encodes 422 amino acids. The record is from RefSeq and is a predicted model, not a curated record. Lineage: Eukaryota; Metazoa; Chordata; Actinopteri; Siluriformes; Clariidae.